Messenger RNA from Penicillium maclennaniae, 1032 nucleotides. RefSeq lists its product as uncharacterized. Bases 1 to 1032 code for a protein of 343 amino acids. The transcript has a single exon. The record is from RefSeq and is a predicted model, not a curated record. Lineage: Eukaryota; Fungi; Ascomycota; Eurotiomycetes; Eurotiales; Aspergillaceae.
AUGCGGAUGGCUCCAGAGCUAGCUACCAUGCCAUCACCUCUCGCACCGCACGAUGCCUUGCCCUUUCAAAUCUAUACAGCGCACGAGCGACCAGAUUUACUCAGGGACUUGGAUCAAGCCGACCAUCCAUUGAACCUUCUCUGGCCCGAGUUUCUUGACCAAGAUCCAGUGUUCCAACUGUUUGUUCCAGCUCUGUUCCAAAUCGACUAUUUCUCACGAUACCAAUUCCUCGCCGUUGAAAAAGACAAUGUCACGGGUCAUGAGCAAAUCAUUGGGAUGGCUCGUUCAAUCCCAUUCUUCUGGCCCGAGUUAUUGACCCUGGACCCUACCUCGCGACUCUCCGAGCAUCCCAAGGUAUUGGCGACCCUUCCCGAAGGCGGUUACGACACAAUUCUCUCUUGGGGAAUACAGCAGCAUCUUUCCCGUGAAGGGCUGAUUGACCCACUGUGGUCCUUGAGCAAUGACCCGCCCAAUGCACUUUCAGCUCUGUCCAUCACGGUUCGUGGCGAUCGAAGGCGGACCGGUCUAGCCGAGAUCUUCAUCCGCACAAUGAAGCAGGCCGCCAUUGAUGACAGCUUCCGCGCCAUGGUAGUGCCAUUACGCCCCACUCAGAAGCCCAAGUAUCCCUCAGCGAGCAUGGAAGACUAUGUGCAGUGGACUAUUAGCUCGACCACUGAUAGCACUCAUUGCAUUCCAGGACCUGAAGUUAACUCUAUCAACGUAACGCUUGACAGCCAUCAACAGAGGAACAGUGCUUUUGAUCCAUGGCUACGCAAACACCUUCGUCUCGGCGGACGAAUCGCCAAGGUGGCCCAUAGGAGCAUGAAGGUACGUGGGACGGACGAACAGUGGCGUAAGUGGACCGGUGUGGAUUUCGAAGCCCGAGCUAUGGAAGCCCGCGCUUGUGUUGAUGGCGACGUCAUGAAUAUCUUCAUACCUGGUGGCUUGGUACCAGUGAAAUACCAUUGUCGAGACAAAAUUGGGGUUUAUGUUGAGCCGAACGUGUGGAUUUAUCAUGAGUUGAAGGACUGA